Knipowitschia caucasica is the source of this 765-nucleotide messenger RNA. The record is from the annotation of a GenBank genome assembly. Lineage: Eukaryota; Metazoa; Chordata; Actinopteri; Gobiiformes; Gobiidae.
AUGCAGGAGAAAUACAGCCGUACUCUACAGCCGUACUCUACAGCCGGACUCUACAGCCGGACUCUACAGCCGGACUCUACAGCAGUACUCUACAGCCAUAUUCUACAGCAGUACUCUACAGCCAUAUUCUACAGCAGUACUCUACAGCAGUACUCUACAGCUGUACUCUACAACAGUGCUCUACAGCAGUGCUCUACAGCAGUGCUCUACAGCCGUACUCUACAGCCGUACUCUACAGCCAUACUCUACAACAGUACUCUACAGCAGUGCUCUACAGCCGUACUCUACAGCCAUACUCUACAACAGUACUCUACAGCAGUGCUCUACAGCCGUACUCUACAGCCAUACUCUACAGCCGUACUCUACAGCAGAACUCUACAGCCGAACUCUACAGCCGGACUCUACAGCCGGACUCUACAACAGUACUCUACAACAGUACUCUACAGCCAUAUUCUACAGCAGUACUCUACAGCCGUACUCAACAGCCGGACUCUAGAGCCGGACUCUACAGCCGGACUCUACAGCCGGACUCUACAGCCGGACUCUACAGCAGUACUCUACAGCCGUACUCAACAGCCGGACUCUAGAGCCGGACUCUACAGCAGUACUCUACAGCAGUACCCUACAGCCGGACUCUACAACAGUACUCUACAGCCGUACCCUACAGCCGUACCCUACAGCAGUACUCUACAGCCGUACUCUACAGCUGUACUCUACAGCUGUACUCUACAGCAGUUAAAACACUGUAUCCAGGCUGUGGAGUGA